UCAACAAGCAAUCUGGUAGGAGCACAAUUUGAUAUUGUCCUCUUCAGGAAAGAAAUUAUCUCCUUCAGAUUGCAAAUAUUCCAUGAUCUGCUUCGCUUUCUCCAAUUGAACUCUCCAUGUCAAACAUCCCAUGGCCAUGAGGCAUAUGCACAAGGUCAGGAGACAAUUUCAUUGACCGAGCUUGAUGCAGGAGUGUAAAUUUGUGAACCUGGCUUAGCGCUUUCCUCUGUUCUUGAAUUUCGUCUGAUGGAGCCGGCGUCGCCACCGCAGAGGCUGAUUUGCUGCUUCUCGUUCUCGCCGGCGAAGGGCGGCCGACGGAAGAGAGCGGGGAAACGAGUUUUGAGGUCGGACAUGGAAGAGCCGAACUGGGGAAAGAACGAGGACAUGCUGUCGGAUAUGAGCACGUUCUCGGUGCAGGAACAGGAGAGGAGGCUGAAGAUCGCGCGGGAAGAGGAGGCGAGAGCAAGGAGGGAGGCCGAGAAGGUGGAUGUGUGGGUGAGGCAGGAAUCGGCGCGGAUGAAGGUUUCAAUUCGAGAUGAAAAGGAUGCCGAAUAAUGGUCUUUUGGUUAUGUAGCUAGCUAAUCAUACAUCAAUCUGUUCAUAAUUCAACAAAAUGUUUCAUUUUUGUGUAUCAA
Messenger RNA from Syzygium oleosum, 635 nucleotides. RefSeq lists its product as uncharacterized. NCBI's taxonomy places the organism in Eukaryota, Viridiplantae, Streptophyta, Magnoliopsida, Myrtales, Myrtaceae. The transcript has a single exon. Bases 247 to 555 code for a protein of 102 amino acids. The record is from RefSeq and is a predicted model, not a curated record.